CGUCAAGAGCAGUGGCAGGCAUGUGGCGGCGCGGACUCCCGACUGCGCUUGGCCUCGGCCGGCAGGUGCUGCUGCGGACGGAGCCCCAUCGACUUCGGCGCUUCCAGCCGCUGCCGUUCGUCCGAUGGAAUGCCAAUGGCCCUGGCGUGCCGAGCAACCCGGAUGCGUCCACAGACGAAGAGGACCUCGAGCAGAAGGAAGUCGAGACGCUCAUGCAAAAGGUCCUCGCCCAGUCCAAGUACUUCAAGGAGCAUCCGGAAGCCACCGACAGCAAUGGCCUCGUCGACGUACUCACAGGCGGGCGCCUUCGCGCGCUCGAAGACGUCAACAAAGCGUAUUACCCCGGAAAGCAGUUCAAACACACGUCGCAGGACAUGGUCAUUCGCGCCAUGGUCGGCAACACCGCCAUUACCGUGCUCAAGUUCCUUGCGUACCUCAAGACAGGCUCGAGCGCGCUUCUGUCUGAGUCGAUCCACUCGCUCGUCGACACGGGCAACCAGGGCCUCCUCAUUCUUGGCCUGCGCCAAGCCUCCUUCCAGCCGGAUAAGAAGCACCAGUACGGCUACGGCCGCGCUGCGUACUUUUGGUCGCUCAUUUCAGCUCUCGGGAUCUUCUGGCUCGGCGCCGGCGCCACCGUGAGCCACGGCAUCCAAUGUCUUGUGAACCCACCAACGCCCGACGAGCUCGUCUUGACGUGGGAGGUGUGGGCAGUCCUCGCUGCGUCGUUUGGCAUCGACGGGUACGUGCUCUCGCGCGCCGUUCGGGAGCUGCGCGCGACCAAGCCCAAAGACGUCUCGCUCUACGAGCACGUCAAGACGAUCAAGGACCCCUUCAUGAUGGCUGUGCUUCUCGAAGACCUCGCUGCGUGCACGGGUGUUGUGAUUGCUCUUGGCGGCAUCGGUGCCAGCUACGUCACGGGCAACCCGUUCUGGGACAGCGCCGCAAGUAUUGGUAUUGGCUGUCUUCUUGGCGGUGUCGCCGUCUCGCUCAUCCGCAUGAACCAGCGCUUCCUUCUCGGCCAGUCCGUCGAUGCGGAGAUCGAGCAAGGCAUCAAAGCGCUUCUGCUCUCGCGGCCGUCCAUCGACAAUGUGUACGCAGUGCAGUCGCAGUGGGUCGGUCCGUCCACGUUUAGCUUCAAGGCGGAAGUCGACUUUGAUGGCACGUACAUGGCGGCGCAGCUGCUUGAAAUCUACAAGCCCGUGUUCCUCGAGGCCAAGGACCUCAAGGCAGACUUGCCGCUCCUGCUCGCGUGGUAUGCCGAAGACGUCACGCGCCUCGUCGAAAAGGAGGUGCAGGAAGUCGAGGCCGAGAUUCGGGCGCUCUACCCGGAGGCUGCGUUCAUCGAGCUCGAGCCCGAUAGCAAAGACACGGACAUGCGCGCGCUCUCAAACCUCGGCACCAAGUCGUUCCGGACUAGCGAGCGCGAAGCCAUGUCCCGGGCGCUGGCCCACCUGGCGCGGUCACUGGAGCGGAGUCAGUAGUCGACCCGAUCAUGUAGUAAAAAAGAACGAGGCAACUUGCUU
Molecule: messenger RNA, 1523 nt
Organism: Saprolegnia diclina VS20
Lineage: Eukaryota; Oomycota; Saprolegniomycetes; Saprolegniales; Saprolegniaceae
Exons: 6
Coding region: 21-1481 (486 amino acids)
Biological process (GO): transmembrane transport; zinc ion transport
Cellular component (GO): membrane
Molecular function (GO): monoatomic cation transmembrane transporter activity
Source: RefSeq, a predicted model, not a curated record